AUGGUUGAGUUAACAGAAGUCAGAGAAGAUAACAACGCUAGAGUUUUUGAAGAACAGCCGGAUGGUGCAGCUGGCUCUUUCUCAAAGGAAGAAGAUAUCCCAGAACAGGACUCUUCCGACGAAUACUCGAGCGAUGAUGAGUACGAUGAAGAGGAGACCUUUUUGGAAAGAUUGAGUGCGCUUAAAGACAUUGUGCCUCCAAAACAGAGACAGGCAUUUUCCAGGGUUUUUAGCACGACUGUUUCGGUUGUCAAAAGUGCUUUCUCUAAGAGCGGAAAUGUCGCAUGGGCCAUUACAACUUCUGCAUUACUCCUAGGGGUUCCAUUGUCGCUAUCAAUCCUCGGAGAGCAGCAAUUGAUCGAGAUGGAAAAGAGCUUCGAUCUACAAAAGGAUGCCAAUGAUAUUUUGGUUCAAGGUGACGCCACCAGCGCCACUCAAGGUACCCCAGUUGCGGCUUAA
Lachancea dasiensis is the source of this 459-nucleotide messenger RNA. NCBI's taxonomy places the organism in Eukaryota, Fungi, Ascomycota, Saccharomycetes, Saccharomycetales, Saccharomycetaceae. The record is from the annotation of a GenBank genome assembly.